GGGCUGACGAGGCCCUCACCUAGCCUGCAGCGGUAUACAAAGAAGCAGCUUCGGAGAGUAUCAUCUCAAAGCCAUUCUCUCUGUACUUUCAUUUGACCGAUUCCCUCAGCUAUAAUGCUAGCCCGUUGCACGCCUUUUGUAUCUCGCCUAUCGGUCUUUUUGGUAGCCCUCAUAUGUAUAAUAGCGACUAGCUUUUUGCUCUUGCGGCACAGGUUUGGCCAUCUAUGGUCAGGGUACCAAUAUAAAAAGGACCUUGCUAUCAUAAUGCCCGUGAAUCAGAACUCGGACCUGCAGUUCUACCGAAACAUGUGGGUUGGCGAAUACCUCCGGCCAGUAUGCGAUUUCCAGGAGGACCACUGCAGCAUGGCAUGUAAUCGGUUGUCGACAUGGGAUACGUUGGACAAAAAGACAGCGUGCUUUGUACGUGAGAUUAAGGCGAACUACAAGAACACAGAGUUCUUUAUCAAGCUGGACGAUGAUGCAUUUGCUGACUACGAGUACAUUAUGAAGCUGAUGGACAAGUAUCGCGGGUACGAAAAACCCGUUUACAUCAGCGACUUUAUCCUCAACCUUGACGGGAACCCAGUGUUGAACGGCAGCUGGUACGGCAAUGGGAAGUUCUAUAUGUUUAAUCGCAAGUUGGUUGACUGCAUAGACCCUGAUAUUGUCUACCAUGGCAAUCGCAACGAGGAUGCAGUUUUCGGUGCCAUGGUUUACAAUGGAUGCGGACUGGUUGAGCAGGUACGUGAAGACGAUUCAAAGAUAUGGCACCGCGAGUACCGUAACAAAAACAAGUAUAUCGACCUGGCUGCACUCCGGAACCACGAGUAGAAUAGGACAACUGCUUUAUUGGCGCACAUUCGUUCUAGUUGCUAUAGUACUACCCUGGAUAGAAUGAAUAGCCAGACAU
Messenger RNA from Linderina pennispora, 910 nucleotides. RefSeq lists its product as uncharacterized. The record is from RefSeq and is a predicted model, not a curated record. The transcript has a single exon. Lineage: Eukaryota; Fungi; Kickxellomycota; Kickxellomycetes; Kickxellales; Kickxellaceae. Bases 265 to 831 code for a protein of 188 amino acids.